Messenger RNA from Polypterus senegalus (gray bichir), 2148 nucleotides. It is a transcript of the gene tm4sf1, whose product is annotated as transmembrane 4 L six family member 18. NCBI's taxonomy places the organism in Eukaryota, Metazoa, Chordata, Cladistia, Polypteriformes, Polypteridae. Gene Ontology annotation, cellular component: membrane. The transcript is spliced from 4 exons. The record is from RefSeq and is a predicted model, not a curated record. The coding region runs from base 242 to 856 and encodes 204 amino acids.
AGCACUUCUAGUUGCUUCACGCCCUCCACCCUUCUGGGUUGGUUAGUGAUGCAUGACCCCAGGGUGGCCAUCUGCUGUUUUCUCUGGACUCGUACUUAGAAGUUCAGAUAGAAAGUGUAUGUAAGGUUUAAAUCGGGUACCCGACGUUCUUUCCUGUGUGGGUAGAAUUCCGGUUGCAGUUGCUUUUGUUAUUAAGAGCACUUUUUAAAUCUUUUUUUGAUUCAUCCUUUUGCUCUUCAGCAUGUGUGUACGGAGGUGCUCAAAGUGUCUUGGCUUUUCCUUAAUACCCUUGGCACUGGGCUGCAUUGCUGCCAACAUACUUCUUUUCUUUCCAAAUGCAAACACAGAACCCGCUGAAAGUAACGGUCUCAGUCACUUCGUGUGGUUCUUUCAUGGAAUAAUUGGGGCUGGAAUUGUGAUGUUUCUUCCGGCUACCUUUUUCAUUGUUGCAACCAAAGAGGAUGUCUGUGGCUGCUGCGAGCGCAACUCAUGUCACAAUAGGUGUCCAUUGCUCUCAUCCAUUUUGGUGGCCUUGAUUGGAAUCGCUGGAUCCGGGUACUGUGUCAUCGUGUCUGUGCUGGGGCUCCUACAAGGACCAAAAUGCAACUCAAAUAACAGUUUGGAAUACCCUUUUGAAAAUGACAAUGGAAACUAUCUAACAAACUACACCUACUGGAAUGACAAGUGCAAAAGUCCCCAAAAUGUGGUGCUGUGGAACGUCACCCUGUUCUCCAUUCUCCUGCUCUUCAGUGGAAUUCAAGCGAUCAUCUGCUUUCUACAAAUCAUUAAUGUCAUAACUGGGGCAAUGUGUGGACCCUGCAGCAGGGGGCAGGCCUAUAACAUUAACAAAGCAUGAAGUGAAGACUUUCUCUCAUCAAGGUAUUGAAGAAGGUGUAGAAUUCCGAGGGUAAAGGUUAUUUAUUUUUGUAUUAUUCCAUUUUAUUGCUUUCUUUGCUUUUUUAUUUAACUGAAAUGUAUUAUUUUUAAAUAUUAAAAAAGGUCAAACAGCUCCAUAAGAUUAACACAAUACAAGUGACAGUAAAUAGCACAUACUAGUUAAGGAGUCUGUUGUUUGGUGUGUAACCAUAAGCAGUAUACAUGCCCUGAGUAACUUUUAAAAAUAAGAAAAUAUAAACGGUGCUACAGUUAUUAUUAAAAUUAAUUUGUGAAUAUUAAGUUACUUAACAAAUGCUUAAAUAAAUUAUUAUUCAAAAUAAUAACAUUUUGCAUAAUGUAUAUAUGCAAGAAUAUCAUCACUUUUCCUUACAUUAGUUUAGUAUUCUUUAACUUUAAUCCUAGUGGCUAAAUGGUAACCAGAAUUAUAUUACUGGAAAAGAAGGAAACAUAAUUAUUUAUAUGUAACUUCUAGUGUGCAGUCAGGGACAUCGCUAAUACUGUAUAACAAUAUGAGAGAGUGGCACUGUCAUCUUCUCAGCACACAUACUAAUGACCACGAUCUAGCAAAAUCACACUGGAUCUUAGCCAACAAGCCAUCUUGAUAUGUGGCACACUCAGAGAACAGUCUUAGGAAACUAAACCAAUGUUCUAGGUCAGCCCACGUCUUUGACCUGUGCAUUGCUUAAAUCGCCUGUUUUAGAACUGCACAGAACAUAUCUUAAAUAUUGUAUUAUAGGUCUUUAAUUCUGUUGUGCCUUGGUAUGGUGUUCACCAUUCAUUGGUGCCACAGAAAAGUAAUAAUCCACCAUUUUUUUCAAAUGCGUCCUCUUUGCAAAUUGUUAAUAAAUGGAAAGUUGCUGUACAUAAAGAAUGGCUAGUGGUGAAGGAAGAGGUACUAGGGCACAAGUGUCUGAAAAGUGGAAAAGCUGUUAUUUUCAAAGAAUAACGAUGAAUUGUGAUAGGCAUGGCAAUAAAUGUUCUGUCAUUUUGGUACAUUGUAUUACAACAGACUGCUCACUUCUGCUUCAGCUCAGCCUGUCAGUGCCAGAUUAAUUCCUGUCCAGACUCACAGCAAAUGUCACGGGAAGAUUACAUUGUAAGUGUGUGUUCAGCAGAGUAUCGACAUCUUAGACAGUACAGCUAUACAAGCUCGUAAGGUGUGAGGAAACUGAUAUGUAUAGAAAUAAGUGCCAAUGCAAUUAUAUACAGUAUGACAUUGUACAUAUUUCAUAAAUAAAUAAGAACUGAUCA